AUGGACGAUCGACGUAAUUUUCAUCUAGUCCAUGUUCAGUUUAAGACCCACUCUUUGGGAGACACUGUUGAGAUGCUCGAGCAUUAUGCUCAGGUCUUCCAAGGUCUCAGCCAUAAGGACUACGUCAUCGGUAUAUGUUACAGUAACGAAACGAUUACACGAUUAAACAGUAACAAUCUCGGUAAUUGUGGUGUGGAUAAAUCGCCAAUUAGUACAGUCUACGAGGGAAUUGGCAAAAUAGAAAUAUAUCCUUGGCUUGGAGUUCUCAUUUAUCCCUCAAGCGGUAAAAGAUACAUGACAUCUGUAGUGCUAGUGACGAGACAGAUAGUGAUCGCGUCUGCGAUGGACAUCGACAAAUUACCUAAACAAGAUUUCAGGGCCCGUUCAAGGGUAGUCCUCGGAUGCAACUGCUCCGACCCGGGUAUAAAGGUUAAGGACUACAGCUAUCACCCGGAUUACAACUCAAACACAUACAGCACAUUGGCUUUGAUACAAUUAGAAACUAAUUACUUAAUGACAUUUUUACAACCGAUUUGUGCACCGCCGACCGAACUCCACCGGCCGCGGUUCUACGCUAUGACAAUCGAUGAUUGUGAGCGCUCCACGAUAAAAAUACACAAAAUGGCGUACGUAGAUCCGGAACAAUGCAAAACAUUUUACAAGAGAUCCGAGUUGGAUAUUGAAAAAAUGUGGCCAACAUAUAGUCUGUGUGCGAAGGCAUUGAGAGGCGUCGAAUGUGUGUGGAGCAGCGGAGCCGCGCUGGUCUUGAGGCAGAAUAGUAAAUGGAGCUUGGUAGGAUUUGGAAUUUACGGUCCAGGUUGUAAAGCGCCUUCUAGAUUUUUGGAAUAUUCUCAAUACAGACCGUGGAUACGAAAUAGUAUAGCCAGGAUUGGUAGACCGACAGUUUCACGGAUAUCUACAAAUCAUAUAAUUUUAAGGAGAAGUCUUUCGAACGUUCAAAGAUAUGGUCCCUGUGACCCUGAAGAAACAAAGGCUGAACUAUUUCGCGAUCAAACGAAAAUUGAAAGAGGGCCAACUUAUAAGAAGCAGCGCGUGAGAUACAAUUUCACAAUUUUCUCCAACUUAGAAUAUUCCUGCGUAGUCUUCCGAGUGUACCAUUACAAAAGAGCAAAAUGGUUUAAGGACAAGCCGCAUAUUCGUCUCAAACGUUGGUGCCAAUCGUCAAAGCCAAUUUGUUAUUCGUUUCAAUACUUACAAAUAGACUUUGCAGUGGAGAUAUUCUUCAAGGAAUCGGUGGUAUACCAGGUUAUGGCGUAUGGCAGGGAAGUGAGACUCGUUGAUAUGAGGAAACUUAUGGCCCGAGUGAAUAAGAAAAAAUCGUACCCUCCAGUGGUCGUGGGAGCAGAUUAAUUGGUGCAUAUUUGGUGCACUUUGCAACCAAAACAGAUAAUUAAAAAUGUUGUACUUUUUAAAUUACCAUGGUCCAUUACACUGAUUUAUAUGUAAAACGAGAUGAUCCUUUCUCUUCGUAUCAUUUAUUAUUGAUCUAUUUGAGUUCCAGAUAUUUCGACACUGUUGCAAGGGCCGUGAUCACAAGUGUAAUAUUGUAUAGUGUUUCACAUAUGUGUUUACUUGUACUGUAUAACAUAUUAUAAGCAAUAAAUAAACAUAAAGUAACUAGCUGACCCCGCAAA
Messenger RNA from Melitaea cinxia (Glanville fritillary), 1655 nucleotides. RefSeq lists its product as uncharacterized. Gene Ontology annotation, biological process: proteolysis. The transcript is spliced from 10 exons. Gene Ontology annotation, molecular function: serine-type endopeptidase activity. The record is from RefSeq and is a predicted model, not a curated record. Bases 1 to 1371 code for a protein of 456 amino acids. NCBI's taxonomy places the organism in Eukaryota, Metazoa, Arthropoda, Insecta, Lepidoptera, Nymphalidae.